Molecule: messenger RNA, 972 nt
Organism: Nomascus leucogenys (northern white-cheeked gibbon)
Lineage: Eukaryota; Metazoa; Chordata; Mammalia; Primates; Hylobatidae
Product: olfactory receptor 5AC1-like
Biological process (GO): sensory perception of smell; G protein-coupled receptor signaling pathway
Cellular component (GO): membrane
Molecular function (GO): olfactory receptor activity; odorant binding; G protein-coupled receptor activity
Source: RefSeq, a predicted model, not a curated record
AUGGCGGCAGUUGGAGAGAUGGGUAUAAUGGAAACAAAUAAGACACAGAUUAUUAACUUCAUCCUCCAAGGACUUACAGAUCGUCCAGAGCUGCAGGCGCCCCUGUUCCUGGUGUUCCUGGUGAUCUACCUUAUUACCAUGGUGGGCAACCUUGGCCUGAUGGCUCUCAUCUGGAAGGAUCCCCAACUUCACACCCCCAUGUACUUAUCCCUCGGCAGUUUAGCCUUUGCAGACGCAUGCACUUCAUCCUCUGUGACUCCCAAGAUGCUUGCACAUUUUUUAUCUAAGAAUCAUAUGAUAUCCCUGGUUGGGUGCAUGAUCCAGUUUUAUAUUUUUGCUUCCAGUGCAAACACAGAAUGUUUCCUCCUGGUAGUGAUGGCCUAUGACCGUUAUAUGGCCAUAUGUAACCCUUUGCUUUAUCCUCUAGUGAUGUCCAAUAUCUUCUGCAUUCAAUUAUUAGGUGUUUCAUUUAUUAUCGGUUUUUUUCAUCCUAUAAUGCAUGUGGGUUUGUUAUUUCGAUUAACUUUCUGCAAAUCCAAUGUAAUACAUUAUUUCUACUGUGAUAUUUUACAACUGUUUGAAAUUUCCUAUACUGACCCUGGAGUUAAUAUGCUCCUGGUUUUUGUAUUUUCAGUCUUUAUACAAUCUUUCACUUUCAUGACUAUCAUCGUCUCUUACUCUUAUGUCCUCUUGGCCAUCCUGAAAAAGAAGUCUGAGAAGGGUAGAAGGAAAGCCUUCUCCACUUGCAGUGCCCAUCUGCUUUCUGUCUCUUUGUUCUACGGCACUCUCUUCUUCAUGUAUGUGCGUCCUGGAUCUGAAUCAGCUGCAGAUCAGGACAAAAUGUAUUCUUUAUUUUACACGAUAAUAAUUCCUCUGGUAAAUCCUUUUAUUUACAGUCUGAGGAAUAAAGAGGUCAUAGGUGCAUUGAAGAGAAUAAUAAAUAAACAAACAGUUUUUAAGACAAAUUUCUAA